AUGAAGGUCACCUCCCUCGCCGCCGCCCUCGCCGCCACCCUCUCCGUCGCCGUCGCCGAGAUGGCCGCCACCCAAGAGAUGGCCGCCGCCCAGGCUGACUGGCCCGAGUGGCCCGACUGGGAGAACCUCGACUGGACCCUCGAGGAGGUCUCCCCCCUCGUCGUCGGCAAGGGCAAGGGCGGCAAGGGCCAGGACAUUGUCGAGAUCUCCAUCAUCGACCCCACCAUUGAGAUCGUCCCCUUCGGCAAGGGCAAGGGCAAGGGCUGGGGCAAGGGCAACAGCAACAAGCCCUCCCCUCUCCCCCAGGGGUUCAAGUGCAAGCCUGGCAGCUACGCCUGCGAGGGGUCCGAGAGGAAGGGGAGCGGAUGGAAGGUGUGCAACGUUUUGGGGGAGUGGGUGUAUGGCGGCUCCUGCGGCAAGAGGGAGAGGUGCAAGUUCAACUUGGCCAACAAGAGCCCUUACUGCUUGCCUUACUCUUACUUGUAA
Messenger RNA from Podospora anserina S mat+, 486 nucleotides. RefSeq lists its product as uncharacterized. The coding region runs from base 1 to 486 and encodes 161 amino acids. NCBI's taxonomy places the organism in Eukaryota, Fungi, Ascomycota, Sordariomycetes, Sordariales, Podosporaceae. The record is from RefSeq and is a predicted model, not a curated record. The transcript has 2 exons.